Molecule: messenger RNA, 918 nt
Organism: Aspergillus melleus
Lineage: Eukaryota; Fungi; Ascomycota; Eurotiomycetes; Eurotiales; Aspergillaceae
Exons: 2
Coding region: 1-918 (305 amino acids)
Biological process (GO): glutathione metabolic process
Cellular component (GO): cytosol
Molecular function (GO): 5-oxoprolinase (ATP-hydrolyzing) activity
Source: RefSeq, a predicted model, not a curated record
AUGAUCAGGAACGGAAAUCGCUUGCUGUUCGACAGGUCCGGCACCUCGCCUCCGAGCAAGCGCAGCAUUAAUUUCUACCUCUCCGAACCCAUGUUCAAAAUGUUCAUCGGAUACUGCAUGAUCGCAGCUGCAGCCCCGGGGACAGUAAUCAACGACGGAUUCCUCGAUCUCAUCGACAUCCAUAUACCGGAUGGGACGAUUCUCAAGCCCUCCAUCCCGACCGAGAGUAUUGAGUUGGAUUAUCCGCUUCGCAUCGAAGCGAACCAGAGUGUUGCGGAUAGCGGAGGGGCGGGAUUCUAUCGUGGAGGGAAUGCGCAACGGACGCUGUACCGGUUCCUCUGUCGGGGAGAGUUUAGUCUUCACGAUGAUCAGUGGUUCACGAAGCCGUGGGGGAUUCGGCGAGGGAAACCAGGAUCUCGGUCAAGCAAGAUUCUAUAUCGAUAUUCGCUGUGGCAGAAUGACCCUCCGGUACAAAUUCUCCCGUCCAAGUGCGACCACGUUCGUGUCAAUCCGGGUGAUCUUCUUGAAUGGGUUACCUGGGGAGGGGGGCUCGAAGAUCCCUUGACUCGACCAGCGGAAAAAAUCGCACUGGAGUUCCAAAAAGGGCUGGUCACGGUCGAAGUUGCUCGCGAUAACUAUGGUGUUGUGGUCACACCGGAGGAGAAAGUGGUUGCUCACGGGGAGACCGAAGCCCUAAGAGAAGGGAUGAAAAAACUGCGGGAUGCAACGGGCCAGCGACCACAGUACGAUCGAAGCGGAUCCAUGGCCCAAUUGAUGGACACAUGCUUCAAUGAAACUGGACUCGACCCUCCUCGUCCGCAAUGGGAGUUAGAUCCUUAUGGACCUCAUGUGAAGCCACCGUAUGUGAGCAACUGGUUUUCGCACAUGCGGGCAGCUAAAGGCUGGGACUCGCUGUAA